Messenger RNA from Xiphophorus hellerii (green swordtail), 2519 nucleotides. It is a transcript of the gene vopp1b, whose product is annotated as VOPP1 WW domain binding protein b. The transcript is spliced from 5 exons. Bases 266 to 796 code for a protein of 176 amino acids. Lineage: Eukaryota; Metazoa; Chordata; Actinopteri; Cyprinodontiformes; Poeciliidae. Gene Ontology annotation, cellular component: cytoplasmic vesicle membrane. The record is from RefSeq and is a predicted model, not a curated record.
AUAGAUAGAUAGAUAGAUAGAUAGAUAGAUAGAUAGAUAGAUAGAUGCGUGGAACUCCAACAUUAAAACAACACAAACAGAGGUCCGGUCCGACACAGCUUGCUUCUUUCCGCUCCGUCCUGCGCGUCAUUCGGUGUCUCCGUGUCUCGGGCAGCGGAAGCCCGAUGAAACCGACUCAGUGAAAAAGGAGCGCUUCUUCUCAGUUCUUCUGCCUUUCAGCAGCAGGGCGUCUGCUACAGCUGCCGCCUCCGUUAGCAGCGGAGACAUGAGGAGCCCACUUGCCGGCGGUGUUGCCGUGACAUUGUGGCUGUUAGUAGAGUGUGUUGAAGCCAAGAAGUUUUGCUGGUAUUUUGAGGAACGAUAUCCUGCAUAUUUUGUAUGUCGCUCCUAUGAGGACUGCUGUGGAACUCGCUGCUGUGUCAGAGCUUUGUCCAUUCAGAGAUUAUGGUAUUUCUGGGUCCUGCUCAUGAUGGGGGUGUUGUUCUGCUGCGGUGCUGGCUUCUUCAUCCGCAGAAGGAUGUAUCCUUCUCCUCUGAGAGAUGAGCCAACCUUCAAUGUGUCCUUCACCAGGCAACCUGUCACCUCUCCAGUUUCCCAGCAGCCAAGCAGCAUACAGAGCUUUGGGGUGAACAGGAUGGCUGGAGGUGACCCUGGGAUGACAUUGACCCAGGCUGCGUAUCGUUCACAGCCGGGCUCCACCCAGAUGAUGAUGUGGUCCUACCCGCCACCUCCAUCCUACUGUAACCACCCACCGCCACCUUAUGAAAAAAUCAUCCAGAAUGACAACAAGAAGUAGUGUCUUCAAAGAGCUAACCAGGUGGAACAUGAGAAGGGAAGAAGGGUGAUUGAGACAAAGUGCAGCUAAAGCUGAGGAGAACAAGGAACAGUCUGCUGUUUGCAGGUUCAUGCUAACUGACUUUGUGUGAAGACUAAAUGACACAGGUCUAUCGUUGAAAAUAAGCACAAAAAUAGACCCACACACUCUGGUUCUGUUCUAGAACAUUAACACACAGCCUGACUGGAACUCAUCUCACUGCGUCUGGGCAGAGAAAGUCAUGGACCGUUACUAUGGAUUAAAAUGUUGCAGAAACUGGUCGCUCUCCACCAAAAAACAUUAAAAAAAACCCUGGAAGGAUGGCACAGGUUUCCCAGCAUGCAACAUGAGCUUCUUUAUCAAUAAGUUAUUGAUGUAUUUUCUUUGUAUAUGAUGAUGACUUGAUGUGGUGACUAACAUUAAGUGUCACCUAAAGACAUCCUAGUGGUGACAAAAGUGCAGCUCCAGGUGUGGUUGAACUCAUUUUCACUCUUGAGCAUCAUUUUAAUGGAGUGGUUCUGUCUUCCUGUCAUAUUAUCCAUUUGAUUCUUUGUUCAAGGAAAUAAUACAAGAAACUUGUUGAUUUGCGCAGGGAUUAUUAGGAACUGUGAUCCAGUUCCUUGACCCAGUGCAGCUUGAUGCUUUCUUUCCUAGUUUUAUUAAACAAAAAACUAAAGCUUAAGCUGGAGUUCUCUUAUCAAGCCCCUUAGGUGAGGGGGGGUGUUUUAGCCACCGUGUGUCACAGGCUCACUGGAAGAGGGAGGGUGUGAAUUAUAAAUUAGGCCAGUUUGUGAGUUCAAUAAAACCUUUUGUCCCUUCCUACGUUCACUUGACUUUUUGGUCUUCAACACCCUCAACAGAACAGCUUGGCCCCUGCCAGGGAUCCUGACUUUUAUCCAUUUUCCUUAAGUGUUGUGAGUCAAGUUUAAAAAUGAAUUUAAAAAAGGGAAGAAAGAACUUUACACUUUACCUCAUGACAAUGUUUUAAAAAGAUAACUACAAGUGUCAAGAGGACAAGAAAUAGAGCUGCCAUUAAUAUUUACCAUCUGUGCAACAUGACCGAAUGGACCUAAGUUUAACAUUUCUGUCCGUCCGUCCAUCCAUCCAAUGGAAACAGAGACACUGUUUUCAAGCUUAUAGGAUGAACUAGAGAGCAUCCAGACUAGGAGAGAGUCGGCCUUAAACACUGGGAGACAGAACCAGCUGGGUCAUUUGCAGGACGCUAGACGGUUGACAGCACAAGCUCAACCAAGCCUCCUACGCCCCCUACCUUCCAGGAAGUUACUACAUCUGAAAUAAAUGUAAAAAGGAUAAAUACUUGCAGAUUCUGUUUCUAAUCUAUUUAAACAACUUUGAAAAGUGUGAAUAAGACACAGUAGAGCUGGUAUGUACAAGGAAAGGUAACCUUAUUUGGAAGCAGACUACAUGUAGCUAAACCAUAUUUUUUUUAUAUUUAAGCCUGAAUGAAUAAUUGUUGCAAUGUGUGAAUCAGAAAAAAUAUAAAAUAAGUUAAAAGUUGCCCAACAUGUUUUGUUUUUGUUAGAAUUAUGUGUUAAUGUUAGGAUUAUUAUGUUUUGUUAUCACUCUUACAUUAGUAGUUUUACAUUGCCAGUUUGUUUGUCAUUUAAAGGUUUUAAGUGUUCUCGUCCUCUGGAGAAAGAACUUGAUGAACUGUGUGUAAAGACAAAACUUGCUUUUCCCUUAA